AUGUUUCGCGACAUUGGUAGCCUGUGGCGGCCAAUUUUCGGGAACAAAGAAGUCUGUGAUGGUGACCGUGAUGAGAAUGCGCCGGAUAUGAUUCUGGCGAUGGGACGCCAGAAAGGUGUAAAGAGGGAGUUCCUGUUCACCCUCACCGGCCAGGUUGAAAAGCUUGGCGCAACGUCAAGUGGCAUGUCUCGAAGCGGCCGGUUGGAUCUGAGAUAUCUGAUAGCCAACGCGAUGCAGUCCCUUGCUGCCCAGCCACUGGCUCACCAAGCGCAGAAUAACCGGUUCGACGACCACUACCUGCUGGCCGGCCUCAUAAUCCCUCACCUGGAGACGUUCCUGGCAGCGAACUAUGGUACCCGCUUCCUCCUGCUCGACUAUCCAGCCGAGCAUUUAGCUACGGUCCUGGCUAUUCAGAAAUUGGUUGGCGCGGCGGUCUUCAAGGUCGCCGGUAUAAUUGACUCCGAGGCGACUUCUCCUUCCCCAUCUGGCAUCUCAUCCCCGACCUCGAGCAGACACAGCUCUCACUCCGCCGCCCCGUACGGCAAUGCAGACACCAAUGGCCUGGACUCGUUCAACCUGCCGGGCUCCCCCUUCCCAGAUGAAAGAAUAAAGACAUCACUAGCCCACCAGAGGAAGUGCUCUUUCUCCGAAGCCAACUACCUCCUCACCAGCUCGGCCACCGAGUCCGAGAUUUCAGUCUUCAUCGCGACCAUCCUCAAGGACCUCACCGACGCCGACCCCUUCUACACGCCCGAGAUCAGCAUCCCUCCGCCCGCCCGGCCCGGCACAGCCAAAUCCACAAAGACCGCCGCCGCCCCGGGCCUGCCAACCCUGAUGAGCAAGUUCACCCUGCAGGGGCCCAACGGAUCGCCCGCAUACACGCACACCGCCGUCUUCGGCCCGCCAGCGAACCUGCCCGUGUCGCCCCCGUACACCAACGACGGGGACGGCGGGUCCGGGAGGAGCACGCCGCGUGUCGUCACGGCUCCUGGGGCCGCGGCAGCGGCGUACAACUUCCCCUUCCCGCCGCCUCCGGCCCCGCGGUCGCCCUCGCCGGCCCCAUCUGCCGCCAGUUCCAGGUCCCGCGGGCCCGGCGCUGGGCCGCGGGCGCGGGCGCGGUCGCUGACCCGGAGAAGGCUGGGGAAACUAGGUAACGAGGGCGGCCCUGACGAUGGGGCUAGCAUGUACGCCGUCAGUGUCGUGGAGGACGGGGAGUUCUAUGACGAGGAGGAGAAACGGCUGAUGCCGCUGUAUAUGCGGCAGAGCGAGUUGAGGAAGGGUAAUAGUCGAAAGGCUUUGAAGUGGCUUGGUUUGGCGUAA
Molecule: messenger RNA, 1320 nt
Organism: Diaporthe citri
Lineage: Eukaryota; Fungi; Ascomycota; Sordariomycetes; Diaporthales; Diaporthaceae
Exons: 2
Coding region: 1-1320 (439 amino acids)
Source: RefSeq, a predicted model, not a curated record